Messenger RNA from Adineta steineri, 441 nucleotides. The record is from the annotation of a GenBank genome assembly. Lineage: Eukaryota; Metazoa; Rotifera; Eurotatoria; Adinetida; Adinetidae.
AUGCAAUCAAAACGUUGUCGACUUUAUGAAGGUGAUAUAGAUAAUACAGGAUCAAUUGUGAAUUCUCAAUCAACUCAAUCAGUUGUUGGAACAAUUAAAUUAAAUACAGAUGAUUUUAUUGAUUAUGGACGUCCAUGUAGUUUUUGUGAGAAUAAACCAUAUUUAGUUUGUAUGAAUUCUAUGUGUCAAUGUCAAUCUCAUUCAUUUUACAAUGGAUCAAUGUGUCAGAGUCAAAAAUUUCUUGGAGGCUCAUGUACUAAUGAUAAAGAAUGUCGAAAUGAUAUUAAUCUUACAUGUCUUUCAACUAUGCAAUGUGGAUGUAAGUAUUAUUAAUAAGUUUAAUAUCCAUCUUCUUCUCAUUGCAUCCAAUUGAGAUUUUAUUGUUUAUACUAUAUGUUAAGAAAUAUUUGUUAAUUAAAUCAAUUUCUUUUUAAUACAAAA